AUGGCACUCCUCGAUCUGCUCGAAACAUACCGACAGCCUCUCGCCCUCGUGGCCGGCCUCUCGCUUGUGUUCUACCUUCUCUCACGCCUUCACCAACAAUGGCGGCAACACCGGUUUGCGAAAGAAAACGGCUGUGAACCUGUUGUUGGGAAAAUACGCAAUUACGAUCCCUUCUUUGCGCUCGACAGGCUCUAUUUUCUGGGCAAGGCGGCCAAGGAACGCAAAUUGCUGGAGAACAAUAUCAAACGGUUCAAGGAUUAUGGCAACACCCACCGAGGCCAGCGCAUCACCACCCCCAUGCUCGUGACGUGCGAUCCGCAAAACAUCAAGACUUUCCUGUCGCUCAAAUUCAACGACUACAGCAUGGGCGACCGAAUCCAGAUUUUCGGUCCGCUCUUGGGCCACGGCAUCUUCACUAGCGACGGCGAGGACUGGGCUCGCUCUCGCCAUAUGAUCCGGCCAAACUUUGUCAAAGAGCAGGUCGCACACCUUGAAAUCUUCGAAGAAAUGAUGGACGACCUCUUUGCGCUCAUACCCGCCGACGGCAGCACUGUUGAUCUGCAGGAGCUGUUUUUCGGCUACACCAUCGACUCUGCGACUGAAUUCUUGUGUGGUCAUAAUGUUCACAGCUUAAAGAAACGUCGAUCUGGGGUUGUGGAUGGGGAGCCUGACUUUGCUGAAGCCUUCAACUAUUCACUUGACAACAUUUCAAAGAACGGGCGGUACGGCCCUCUGAUGUUUCUUAACCAACACCCGAAAGCCGUGGAAUCGCAUCGUGUCUGCCAGAAGACCAUGGACCAAUUUGUCGACAAGGCUAUUAAAUUGCGAGAAAAUGCUGGCAAUGAGAAGGUGGUCGACGAGACCGCAGAACGUCGAUACAUGUUCCUGUACGGAUUGGCACAACAGACGGGCGAUCGCAGACGGAUCCGAGAUGAAGUCUUGAAUAUCUUGUUAGCCGGUCGCGAUACGACGGCUUCGCUUUUGAGUAACAUGUUCUUCCUGCUGGCAAAGCACCCGGAGACCUGGGCCAAAUUGCAAGAAGAGGUCGCGACACUAGAAGGACGUGCUCCGACUUACGACCAGCUGCGGAACAUGAAGUAUCUCAAGUACUGUCUGAACGAAACUCUCCGUCUCUACCCCGUUGUUCCUGUCAACUCACGGACUGCCAUCAAAGAUACUGUCCUUCCUGUAGGUGGCGGCCCCGACGGUCAGUCGCCUGUUUUUGUCGCCAAGGGCACCGCAGUUGCAUACAGCGUCUACGCCAUGCAUCGCCGCGAAGACUUCUACGGCCCCGACGCGGAGGAGUUCCGGCCCGAGCGAUGGAUCGAUCUACGGCCCGGCUGGGAGUAUCUGCCGUUUAAUGGAGGACCUCGUAUUUGCGUCGGGCAGCAGUAUGCAUUGACCGAAGCGGGAUAUGUCACGACGCGCCUAGCCCAGCGGUACUCAAUCCUUGAGAGCCGUGACCCUGGCCCAUGGGAGGAGAAAUUGACGUUGACUUUGUGUUCCCACAAUGGGACCCUAGUCAGUCUCCGACAUUAG
Aspergillus mulundensis is the source of this 1539-nucleotide messenger RNA. Its product is annotated as cytochrome P450. The coding region runs from base 1 to 1539 and encodes 512 amino acids. The record is from RefSeq and is a predicted model, not a curated record. NCBI's taxonomy places the organism in Eukaryota, Fungi, Ascomycota, Eurotiomycetes, Eurotiales, Aspergillaceae. The transcript is spliced from 2 exons. Gene Ontology annotation, molecular function: iron ion binding; oxidoreductase activity, acting on paired donors, with incorporation or reduction of molecular oxygen, reduced flavin or flavoprotein as one donor, and incorporation of one atom of oxygen; heme binding.